AUGGGCUCCAGUACCGCCUCCUCAUGCUGCUGCCAGGCCUGUAAUCUGCCAUGGGCCCCUGUACCGCCUCCUCAUGCUGCUGCCAGGCCCGUAAUCUGCCAUGGGCCCCUGUACCGCCUCCUAAUGCUGCUGCCAGGUCCAGAGUGUGUCAUGGGUCCCUGUACGGCCUCCCAUUGCUGCUGUCUCCAUCGCCACACUCUGCCAUGUGCCACUUUCAGGUCUCCUCACACUGCUGGUGGGUUCCAUUUUUGUCAUAGGGUGCUGUAUGGCCUCCCAUUGCUGCUGCCUCCACCGCCACACUGUGGCUCCACACUCUGGUUUUGGCCCCGUGACUGCCCAAAUGAGUGAAGUGUGCAGUGAUUCUAAGAUCGACGGCACUCAUCUGCAUGUCAUACUGACUGACAGUAUUAUUUCUCUUCCCCAGCAGACUCCAAGGGCAUUUAAAUUAAAGGUACAGUGUUCUGCACUAAUAUAA
Molecule: messenger RNA, 475 nt
Organism: Staurois parvus
Lineage: Eukaryota; Metazoa; Chordata; Amphibia; Anura; Ranidae
Source: the annotation of a GenBank genome assembly